Molecule: messenger RNA, 4677 nt
Organism: Agelaius phoeniceus (red-winged blackbird)
Lineage: Eukaryota; Metazoa; Chordata; Aves; Passeriformes; Icteridae
Source: RefSeq, a predicted model, not a curated record
CGCUCUGCGCCUCCCGUCCCAUUCCCGAACGCGGCGUGCGCCACUGGCGCAGAGCGCGCGAGCCGGGGCGGGGGCGUGGCGGCGGCGCCGGCGAGGGGGGAGCGAUUCUGGAAGUCGCGCUGCGCACUUGGCGUAGCGGGCGCGCCGUGAGGCCGCAGGGGCAACGCCGCCUCCCCGCCCCGCGGCGCUACGCCGUUUGCGUAGCGAGCCCCAAGAUGGCGGCGCGGUCGUCGUCGGCGGUGGCCGGAGCGCGGGCGGUGGCGGCGGCGCGGCCGGGAGCGAGGGCAGGGGUGAGGCGGGCGAAGGGAGGCAGCGCGUAGCGAGACCCACGAAGCGAGACCCAGAAAGAGACUGUCGCGGGCAGGCGGUCCCUCCGCGCCCCCCCGUCCUUCGCCGCCCGGUGGGUCCCGCCCGCCCCCGCCCUCCGGGCCGCGCGUCCUCCGGCCCCGCCGCCCCCGGAGCGGAGGAUGAUGAAGCUCAAGUCCAACCAGACGCGCACCUACGACGGGGACGGCUACAAGAAGCGGGCGGCCUGCCUGUGCUUCCGCAGCGAGAGCGAGGAGGAGGUGCUGCUGGUGAGCAGUAGUCGCCAUCCAGACCGAUGGAUUGUCCCCGGGGGUGGCAUGGAGCCCGAGGAGGAGCCCGGCGUGGCCGCCGUGCGCGAGGUGUGUGAGGAGGCCGGAGUGAAAGGGACGUUAGGAAGAUUAGUGGGAAUUUUUGAGAACCGGGACAGGAAGCACAGGACUUAUGUUUACGUACUCAUCGUCACCGAAGUGUUGGAGGACUGGGAGGACUCUGUCAAUAUUGGAAGGAAAAGGGAAUGGUUUAAGAUAGAGGAUGCCAUAAAAGUUCUGCAGUAUCAUAAACCAGUGCAGGCCUCGUAUUUUGAGACCUUGAGGCAAGGCUGUCUGGCCAACAACGGCACCCCGGUGAUGAGCACGCCGUACUCCGAGAGCUCCGUGUCCGACAUCAGAUGAUGACGAGGUCCCUGCCAGAGCAAUUCCCUAAAGCAGACUGAGACCUGGAUUUCCCUCCCCUCCCCGUUUCCAUGCCUCCUCCCUCACACCAGGCAUGGGGCAGAGCAAGUGUUCAGAGUGCUGCGAUUUAGUGCAAGUGCUAGUGGCUAGGCCAGUUUACUCCCCAACCGGUAUCUCCCGAUUUAGUGCAGUGACACUUGAAGUUGAGGGCAGAGUUCGGAUCACCUGCAGACAUCCCUGCAGACAUCCCUGCGGCUUUUCCGGCAGCUUCCACCGACGUUUCUGCAUUUCCAUCCGAGGGAAACCACACGGAGCUGGUCUGGAGCCGCUGGCCAAAACCAAACAGCCUCAGCAACGCUGCAAUAGCGCCCGGCUCGCGCCGGCUGCGCUGGGAUCGGGGCUGCAGGGGGGUCGGACGGACAGACUGCAGUGAGGCUCAGCAACGCUGUCCCUGCUCCCGCUGCGUCCUGCUCGCGUCUCUCUUGUCCACAUGCCUUACGCCGUGCUGAACUGGACACUUGGGGUUUGUGCUGAGCGUGGGACCGCGCUCGCCGAACCGCGCGCGCGUCCCCGAAGAGAAGUCCCGGGGGGAAAAUUCAGGUGUUGAGUCUCUUGUCCUGUGGUUCUGCAGCACUUACGGUCGCACCGUGGAGCGUGCUUGAAGUGUGCCCUCCGUGAAAGGUACAGCUGCCUCCUGCAGGCAGCAUUGCCGGGGGAGCAGCACAGGAGAGCUCCCCGAUGCGCCGCCGGCACACUUCACUUGGGGGUUUGUUGUUUUAUUGCUGUAAGUUUCAUGCUGUCUUGAUUUGCCAACAGUGUUGUCUAGUUGGGAAAUAAAAUGGGGGAAGGGUUGGGGUUGGGGGGGGUGGGUUGGGACAGGUACAAGUUUUGGGAGGGGCAUUAAUUAAUCCCUGGCUUGGGACAAGAAGUGGUUGCUGAGUUCAGUAACUUCUCCUUUGUCAGAGCAGAGCCAAGAUGUGAAAUUAAAUCUGCAGUACUUUUUUUUUUUUUUCCUUUUUUUUUCCUGCUCUUUAUUUAACAAAAAAAUAUUCUAAUAAACACUCACUGUUCUGGAGUUUUCUCUCUUCCUGAGAAGCGCUUACAAUAUGAAAAUCUGAUAGAAAUAUCCAUGGAGCCUGGGACAAGGGGGAAUGGUAUCCUUGCUGGUUUGGCAAGAAGCUGUUCAUUUUAAGAUCCUUUUCUGUUCCUUUCCUUGUUCUCCCUGCUUUCAUCGGUGUGGAGUAGCAAGGCCAAAAGCAGUGCCAGUGAUCGCUGACAUGGAAAACCACGCGUAAGGAACAGCCCAUUAUUCAAGGAGUAGCUCAAACCCAAGCGUCUGGAAUUGAGCCCAAAUUACACCAGUUCAGCUCACUUCAACUUAGAGACGAAUGUACAAUCCUUUCUCACUAUGUGCUGGUCAGCCUGAACCAAACUCUCAAAAGGGCUUGAAUAUUCUAUCUGGAAGUGUCCAAGAAAUUCCCAGAGUUGCUGUCCCCGUGCCCUGCGAGGCACCUGACACAGCCAUCUACUGCCUUCAACGAGUCUUGGUCUCUACUGUACAGAUUAGUAUGUUGGAAAUGCUUUGCAACAAAACAGCUGGUACUCCUGAAAGAGUAACUGCAGUUUUAAUAUCAGCAGCAUGCACACUUUUGUUUUUAAACUAAAAAUGUUUUUACAGGGCUGUUAAACUGACAAUUUAGGGUAGAAUAUUGUUAAUGACUUGCUAAUGGCUUAUUUGUUUGGGUCAGAAAAAAUAAAUUGUGCCAAGAAAGUGUUUUAAUGUGGCAUGGAUUGAUGCUGUUACUACAGAGUGGCUGAUGUUAUGCCUUGUAACUGGAAAUGGCUCCUGGGGCAGGAAUAGCCUUGAUGGAAGAGAUGCAGAUUUCAGAGCAGGCCUGAGCCCUGUGCUCCCUGAACUGCUCCCUGCACCACACAAUUCCCAUCUUCCUCAGCAUCUGAGGUUCUCUCUAGAGCUCGUACAGCUGCACCCCCAGCAGUUGGAGUGGUUUUAUCUAAACUGGUGUUAAUUGGUUUGGGACUGAGCGUUGCCCUGUCUGUGAGAGGCCCAGGGGAGCUGUGGGAGGGUGGCUCUGGUUCUGCAGCCUGGACAGUGCUGCUCGCUCUCUCUGCUCAGCCACUGAGUCCCAGCUGUGCUAAAACUGGUGCUGCUCCGAGCUGGUAGUGUGGGAUAGUGGGAUUCUUACCUCAGCUGGCCUGACCCUUAUGUGGGGUGUCACUCUGUGUGUCAGCAUCCCCUGGGAGCAGUUCUCAGCUGGCUCUCAGCCUGGCUGUGCUCUCUGGGCACUGCUGGAGCUGGGUACAGCAGAGGGUGUCCCCAGACAGCCAGCGAGGUGCAGCAGCCCUCUGGUCCCCCCUCCUGGCAGGUCUUGAACGUUGGUUUGGGGUGUGAGGUGAGGAGGGGCUGCUCUUCAUCACCCAGCUGAGUGAGGGGGCUGCACAUCAGGGUCCCCACCCAAACCUGCUGCUGUCUGCCCUGGUGCUGGGGGGAAGGUGGGAGCUGGGUUUGAGGCUGGAAGGAGCAGCAGUAUCAGCAUUCCCACCAGCUCUGUUCCUGUGUAGGUGGAUGCUGUGAGCUCUUCCCUACUCUCCUGUGCAGCACUGAGGCAGCUCGUUCAGCCUGAGCUGGAAUGUGCCUUAAAGCAAACUCUGUAAAGGGAAAAAUUGAAAAGGGGUUGGAAUCUGCAAGUGUUGCUUUUUCCCUUGUGUGGCCACAAAGUAUUCAGUGGCUAAAAAUGUGGGUAGGGAAUGUCAGGAAUCCUCAGUUCCCUUCCCGGAUCUAGCAGAGGCUUUGGGCCUUUGCCUCAGCUUUUCCAUGCAGAAGCUGUGUUCAGCAUUCCACAGCGAGCAGGGAUCAAAAUCCUGGAGGCUGCACAGGUCCAGCGAGCGCCCCUUGUACCAGAGCUGUAGGUUUCCCUGCCUGUAGGUUUUCUCUCUGUUUCAUCCCAAAUUAACCUGUUGGUGUUUUCACACAGCCGGAUGCAUCCAUCCCUGUGCAGAGCGUACAGGAAGCACUGGGGCUCGGUGAGGGCUUGGUUUGGAGUUUUACCCUCCCAAGUGGAGCCUGUGCUGGGGGGAUGGAGCUGCAUCUUCAGGCAGACCUGCCCCAAGCAGUGACUGUGGCACUGUGAGGAGCUUUUCCCUCUGCCUGCUCUGCUCUUGCUCCCAGGCUGGGUUUUCCCUCCUGGCUCCAUUCUCCUCAGUAAUGGCAUCAUCUGGUGGCUGCAGCCCUUCAGGGACGUGGUGACCUCAUGGCUGGGAUGUCCCUCAGCUGCUCCCUGAGCCCCUGACACGCACAGGGUGGGAUCCUCAUUUUCCUAACCUUGGAAUGAACUAAUCCAGCUGCUCUGGGCUGUGGAGAUCCUGCAGUGCUGUGCUGGGGUAGUAGUAGGGGUCUGUACAGAACUGAAGUGGAGCUGGUGAAAAAGAAACUGAACUGGACUGAAGUGGUAUUUAGGAGAUUUAUAAAUCUCUCUUUGGUGCUAGUCCAUAGAGGUUUAUUUUUUGUUGUUUUGUUUUUGGUUUGGUUUAUUUUUUUGGUGGGAAGAUGGGAAUUUUGAUGUUAUACUUGAUGAAUUUGCUCUAGAAUUGCCUCAGAAACCUGGGGAGGUCUGAGAGUGUUUGUUGAAUUUUCUGUGUGUCCUAUUUUAUAUUUAUUAAAUCAGAAAAUCUGGAAUGAUCA